AUGAACCAACAGCCAAUUUCCUGGCGUCGUAUCGAUGCUUUAGAUACCAACUUCAAUAUCGCCGCUGAGAUGAAUCACGGAAAACCCAAAACACUCCACAAGCGGAUACACUUCCUCAGGCGUGAGGGCUCUGGCAAGAAACAUCAAUUUCUGUCGGAAGAAAAAAUGCCUGCAGGACUUGCAGAUGCCGUGGGCUGGUUCUGCGAGACUGAGCCCGAGCGACUAUUAGACGAUGAAAUGUUCAUUACGAUAGUCGAGGAGAAUGACUCUCGGAGAAUAGAAGCACGAUCUCCAAAGUGUCGUCCUUUUCAUCGUCAAAGCAAGGGUCCAAAGCCGAUGACAAGAGGAAAGCGAUGCUGCCAUCUUUACCAAUUAACAGCAACAGACGUCGUGUCGUAUGACUGUCGCUGGUGUCUGUUCUCUACGUUCAAUGUUCAGACUGCCAAUGCACCUACCAUACCGUGA
This is a messenger RNA of Aspergillus wentii DTO 134E9, 465 nucleotides long. RefSeq lists its product as uncharacterized. The transcript has 3 exons. The record is from RefSeq and is a predicted model, not a curated record. Bases 1 to 465 code for a protein of 154 amino acids. Lineage: Eukaryota; Fungi; Ascomycota; Eurotiomycetes; Eurotiales; Aspergillaceae.